AUCUGCCAUCUUCCCUCACUGAACUUCACUUGGACUAUAACAAGAUUGCCAAAGUGGAGUCAGAGGAUUUUUUAAGAUUAAAAAGUCUACAAAGGCUGUGGCUUGACUUCAAUCAAAUCAAGUACGUGGAAAACGGAAGUUUCGCUGCUAUUACCAAAGUCAGAGAAAUUCAUCUGGAUAACAAUAAACUGAAGAAAGUUCCUCCAGGCUUGAACAACCUGAAAUAUUUGCAGGUGGUGUACUUACAUGCCAACAGCAUCACUUAUGUUGGAGUAAACGACUUUUGCCCUUCGAGAACCCGGGCUAAGAAAGCCCUUUACACUAGGAUCAGUUUAUAUGCAAAUCCAGUGAAAUACUGGGAGAUUCAGCCACCCACUUUUCGGUGCGCUUCCAGCCACAAUUCGGUGCAACUGGGUAACCACAGAAAGUGAGCGAAACAGUACCGGCGUGCACCAUCUUGCCACUGGAGGGCAGCAUUAUAACUAGUCAUGAACUUCAUCCUAAUGUAAUAAAAUGAUCAUUUCAUGUCCUCUUGGUGAUGUACAGAACUUAAUUUAUCCAAAAUCCACGAGUAUCCACAGUGGCUACAGAUUCGUUACUUGAAUUUGGUGAGGAUUUCGAAGACUUUGAAUUCCAGUAAAGACAGAAUCAACUACACUGUGUGUAAUAGUUACAUAGGUUUUCAUUAUUAAUGUUUAGAUUGAAAUUUUUUUGACAUUAUAAAGACAGAAGAGGGGUUUUAAUUGCAUAUUUUCA
Molecule: messenger RNA, 756 nt
Organism: Sinocyclocheilus grahami
Lineage: Eukaryota; Metazoa; Chordata; Actinopteri; Cypriniformes; Cyprinidae
Product: asporin-like
Exons: 3
Molecular function (GO): protein binding
Source: RefSeq, a predicted model, not a curated record